This is a messenger RNA of Paramecium sonneborni, 986 nucleotides long. Lineage: Eukaryota; Ciliophora; Oligohymenophorea; Peniculida; Parameciidae. The record is from the annotation of a GenBank genome assembly.
AUGUAAAUAUCUGCAGGAAAUAAUUAAAAAGAAAUUAGUUAAGAUUAGUUUUUUCAAAGCAAUGAUAACAAUUAAAAAGUUGAUCUGUCAAUAAAUAGAUUUAAUAUUCAAUAAGAAAUCAAAUAUAGUGCUUUUUCUCCACAAAAUUUAGCAUAAGGUUAAAUAGUAGUUCCUUUUGAUAUGGAUACACAAUAAAAUACUAAUUAAUUCUUAUAAUUGCUCUCAGAAGCAGAUGAAGAUUAUAAGCUUAAAUUUUUUCGUUCAACCUUAUGUUUGUGGUUGGUCUGGGGUUGUACAAUCUUUUUGAUUUUGAUCUUCAAUCUAGGUAAUAUAGAUCGAUAUUGCAGUCGUAUAGAAAGAUUAAUAGAAUUUGGUUCUUUGUUUGUUGGUUUACUUAUUGUAUCUCUGCUAAAAAAUAGAAUUGAAAAAAAAUGUGUGAGUUUAGAUUUAAUAAAAUCUGAAUAUAUUGAUAAGAUACUAUUUGUUAUUAUAGCAGUUGCUUCAGGUUUUUUUCAUGUUAAUUUAAUUGCAAUAAUUGAAUGUUAAUUAGUGGGGAAUAUAUCAUAUAAUAGCAAUUAUAAUUAUAAAUUGGAAAAAGAAAUACUUUAUGUAGGAAUAUUAGUUCAUUUAUCAAUUUUAAUAUCAAUCUUUUUUAUUUUUGUAAUCACCUUCAUUUAGUAGAAGAUAGACCCAAAAUGUAAAAAAAAAUUAUUAAUUUUUUUAGAAUAUUUCAUUAUUUCAUUAAUAAUAUCCUUGUUUUUAGGAAUAAUGUACUCUGCAGCUUCUUUAAAAAUCGAAGUGAUUCCAAUCACACUUAUUUUUAUAAUUUUCUCAUUAUAUGGUACUAUUGUGGUUUUGUCAGGUUAAUAAAUAAGUAAUGGUAAAGUAAUUUAUUAAUUUUAUUAAUUUAGUAUUCUUUGGAUAAGAAGUAAAAAUAUAUGGGAGCAGUUCUAUAGUACUUGAACUUAUUUUGGUUAUGCUUUUGA